Messenger RNA from Protopolystoma xenopodis, 2415 nucleotides. The record is from the annotation of a GenBank genome assembly. NCBI's taxonomy places the organism in Eukaryota, Metazoa, Platyhelminthes, Monogenea, Polystomatidea, Polystomatidae.
GAACCUAGUCAGUGUCGUUCUGCCGUCGGCCUUGUGCUGGCCAAAAUCGCCGAAGACCCGCAAUCGGCCAGUUGCCCAAAUAUCUCGUACAUAAACACACCUGGCCCAGUCGCCAGCGCUCAUCCCACCGGCUCCCCAUACGCCAUUGUCAUGCAUCCAUCUGGUGGCGCAGGUAGUGCCGGCACCGGCGUCGGUGGGGCCAGUACUGGAAUGGGCCACACGGUGAGUGGCGCUGGUGGUGGUGUCGCGGGCACGAGUGAACCGGUUGGGGGUGCAGCUGCUGCCGCGGCUGCAGCUGCCGCCGCCCUCGCUGGCGUUGGGGGCAUGAGUGGUGUGGGAAUGGGUCCCGGUGUGAUUCGACUGCAUCAUCCAUCACCAAUGCACCAUCCACAUUACCACCAUCAUCACGCACCCUCCCACGGACCCCAUUCUAUCAUGGGGCCUCAUGCGUCACAUUCUCUGACUGCCGGUGCCACUCAUGGACCUCCGCCCCCGCCACCUCCAACGGUACCAGGCCGAUCGGUUCAUCACUUUCCACGAGGGCCCUCCGACAUCGGUAUCCAGGGGCCUGGUACAUUUCAUCUAGAGCCAGGCGCCACUGCAUUCGGCCUCGUUGGCCCACCAGGCCUGCUGGCCUGCUAUCAACAGCCGCAAUUGAUGCCGACGCUGGGCGCAGCGCGACAACAGCCCGGGUUUCAGCAUUUGGCUCCACUCCAACUCGCACAGGCCACAAUGCUGGGCGGUGUCGGCGGGACUGGCAAUGGUGUCGGAGACUCCGGCUCUCCCGACUCGGCAGCAUAUGCCACCACGGACACUGCCUUCCUCUUGGCCAGCUAUUAUGCGGCAGCAGCAGCAGCAGCAGCUGCCACCGCGACUAGCGCCGCUUCGACGGGCAUCGGUGGCCAGGUUGGGCUGUCCGACAGUUCGCCACCGCCAUGUUCUCUUGCCGGUCUGGCCGGUGAGGCAACAUCGUCCGGCACAAUGGGCCUUGGCAUCGGAUUGCCGGCGCAGACUGGCCCAUCCUCAGCAGAAGUACUCGCCUCGGGAGUGGCUACGACGACGACAGUGAUGACGUCAAAAAUGGUGACUUCCUCUGCACCACUCGGCUCUGGCGGUCAGGGCAUCAGUGGCGGCAUAGUUGAGGGUGUUGGCAAUGGAGGCGGUGCCAGGAGCUCUCCGAGUCCAACAUAUCAACUGGCAGGGCAAGCAGGCUUUCCAAUUGGCUUUCUGACUCAGCUUCUGUCGUCAGGACAACAGCCUCAACAGCACUAUCCACAUCCUCCACAUCAGCAACAGCGGCAUCAGACACACCAGCAACUCUUGUUGCAACAGCAGGCACAAGCAUCAUCGGCCAUGGCAGCGGCUGCCGCAACGGCGCCAUCUGGAACCGCAGGAUUGCCUUCCGGAGCACAGCCACCGACGGGCCUUGUUCUUGCUCCCAGUCCGUCCGGAAGUAGUCUUCUACCAGACAACCAGUUGCUUGCGGCAGCAAUGGCUGCCGCUGUCGCCGGAGGCACACCUGGUUCAACAUCCAUGCUUCAGCCUGCUGCUCAUUCUCUUCCUUCAGGGCUGGGUACCGGUCUCAUGCCUCACGCACAGCCUCCUCCGAUUGCCACUUGCCAGCCCACUUGUCCACCCCCUGUCUCUUGGCCAGGCUCCACGGCCACCCCUGCACUCGACAUACUGGCAGGCGGCCAUGUUGGAGGCGGAAGCCUCGCUCACUUGAGGCCGAGCCUCGGCGCUAGGCCUGGGUCCGCCGGACCCGAGCUAGGCACGCUCGCUCCGCAGCCCUCCGGCUUCCUUUCGUCCGGUCCUCCACCCGGUUACUUAUCCGGAAGCUAUUUGUCUCCCACUGACGGCCUGCCAACUGGCCUCUUCUAUCAUCUUGUCCCAGCUCCCGGGCCCAGCGCACCAGUGACUGGCUUGUUGCCUGCACCCAGUGCCGGAGCUGCACACGGAGCCGGAGCUGAGUCGUCGGCUGGAACAGCCCCUCUUUUUGCCUCUACUUUGCCACUUUCGUUACCGCAAUCACAUUCACUGCAGCAAAAACAAUUUCAACAGCAGCAUCAACAUCUUCAGGCUCUUGCUCAAGUGCAACAACCUGGGCGUCAGCACAUUCAACAACAUCAACAGCAUCAUCAACUUCGGCAUCAACAUCAUUUGCAGGCACCCCAUUCACUUCACCCUCUUCAUAUGCAUCAACAACAGCCGCACCAUCAGCAGCCACCGCCUCUGGUGCAACAAGCUUUGCAGCAGCAGCCGGUCUUCGUUAGUACCCGGUCGCCAGAGCAGUCGGCUACACAGUUCACCACCUUCACUUUCGAGGAUUUGACAGCUGCUGCACAAAUGGCUUAUGCCACCGCGAUGCCGGCGAGAUUCGGUGAGCGACACAUUCUUUAUUUAAUAUCGCCAUAG